Molecule: messenger RNA, 1503 nt
Organism: Mollisia scopiformis
Lineage: Eukaryota; Fungi; Ascomycota; Leotiomycetes; Helotiales; Mollisiaceae
Product: SVP1-like protein 2
Exons: 5
Coding region: 132-1304 (390 amino acids)
Biological process (GO): protein lipidation; protein localization to phagophore assembly site; autophagy of mitochondrion
Cellular component (GO): cytosol; phagophore assembly site membrane; extrinsic component of membrane
Molecular function (GO): protein binding; phosphatidylinositol-3-phosphate binding; phosphatidylinositol-3,5-bisphosphate binding
Source: RefSeq, a predicted model, not a curated record
UACCAUUAGAAAGGGACAUAAAUCAUCUGUUGCCAAUCUCAACCACGCGAAAAUCAUGCGCAAGUCGUAACAGUUCAUCCCAGACUUAUCCUGACUAUCUGCGGCCUUGAGCCUCGAUACCUACCAUCGCCAUGAACACUCGACCAGCUAUCGAGAGCUCGAGUAAUCCGGUCAGCCUUGCGGCGAGCUUCAACUCAGACGCCAGUUGCUUUGCUGUUGGACUCGACACGGGCUUCUGCAUCUUUAACUCGGAUCCAUGCCAGCUGCGAGUCUCUCGAGAUUUCAACGCCGGGAUAGGUGCCGCUCAAAUGCUUGGGAAAGCCAAUUUCAUUGCACUCAUUGGUGGUGGUAAACUUCCCAAGUUCCCGCAAAAUAAAGUCAUUAUUUGGGACGAUGCAAAGCAGAAAGUUGCUAUACAACUACCCGUCCUUACUGCGGUCCGAGGAGUUCGACUUUCGAGAAGCCAUAUAGUGGUUGCGCUUCAGAACAGUGUCCGGGUCUACAAAUUCCAGAGCCCGCCAGACCUUUGGGCCGCCUUUGAGACUGCUGACAAUCCUCUUGGUCUUUGUUGUCUGACCUCGAAGACGUUAGCCUUCCCUGGAAGAACACCCGGACAAGUUCAAUUAGUUGAAUUGUCAUCAGGGAAUGUUAGCAUCAUACCUGCUCAUGGUUCAUCUCUACGAGCUAUUGACAUCAGUCAAGAUGGCGAGGUCUUGGCUACUGCGAGCGAAACUGGCACCUUAAUCCGUGUUUUUGCCACCAGCAAUUGCGCUCGUAUAGCAGAGUUGAGACGUGGUGUCGACCACGCUACCAUCUUUGCUUUGGCUAUUUCACCAUCCGGGCAGCUCCUAGCUGUCACUUCGGAUAAAUCUACUCUUCAUAUAUUUGAUGUCCCUCAUCCAUCCAAACCUGUACGAAAUGAGACAACCAAUGCGAAUCGAAGACUCACGACAAUGGGCAACGGAGGAGGAAGCCCUGUUCUGAGUGACAGUGACACUAGCCAGAAAUGGGGAAUACUAGGACGAAUUCCUUUACUACCUCGAGUCUUCUCGGAUGUUUACUCCUUUGCGUCUGCUCACUUUGAAAUCGGAGAUGAGCUCUUAUAUGGAAGCACAACGCCUUUGAAUAGCGAAGCGGCUUUCCGACCACCAAAAGGUAUCAUCGGUUGGACUAGUGACCAUAGCAUCGUCGUGGUUGGAGCCGGUAGAGAUGGCAGAUGGGAGAAGUUUGUCAUCGCUGAGGGUGAGGAUGGCAAACGGUAUUGUGUCCGAGAUGGAUGGAAGAGGUAUCUCGGUGCAAAUUGAUGCUUCUUGCACAUAUCAGUCUCAUUUAGCGCGGCGUACGGGGUUUGGAUCACACGGUAGAGUAUUGAAGGAUAUGGGCAUAUUUGAUUUCUGGGAGACUGUUUUUGGCGUGGCUUUUGAGCAUUUAGAUGUCCAUGGGGGACUGCAUAGCAGCUGCUGAAGAGCAUUCUAUGAAUCCAUUUCUGAUCUAUACAACCCA